GGUGCCUCAAGGAAUCGAACCAGACCAUUCACGUCUCAUUUUUUUUAAACAUAAGCUACCUCCAGUAUGUCGGAGAGAGGAGGGCUCCCGCGGACUGGAGGUGUUCCGUCUCCGCAGCCCUCCAAACCGGUCGCAAUCGCCUCGAAUCGACCGGUGCAUAUGAACCUGUAUGCCACCUGGGAAGUGGACCGGUCUUCACCAAGCUGCGUGCCGAGGCUUUUUAAUCUGACCCUGAAGAAGCUGGUGAUGCUGAAGGAAUUGGACAAAGACUUGACCUCGGUCGUUAUCGCUGUCAAACUCCAGGGGUCAAAACGUAUACUGCGAUCUAAUGAAAUCGCUCUGGCCUCAGCUGGUUUGACGGAGACAGAUCUGCAGCUUACCUUCUCCUUACAGUACCCACAUUUUCUGAAGAGAGACGCCAAUAAACUGCAGAUUAUGCUUCAGCGGCGGAAACGCUAUAAAAACAGGACGAUACUGGGCUAUAAAACCCUCGCGCUGGGACUCAUCAACAUGGCAGAGGUGAUGCAGCAUCCCACAGAGGGUGCCCAGGUGCUGGGUUUGCACAGUCAGUUGAAGGAGGCGUCUGUGCUUGUGGCGGAGAUCCGUGUCUACUCCCUGUCCAGCCAGCCUAUCGACCACGAAGGCCCCAAAGCCAAGAUGUCUGAUCGUUCUCCAGACAUAGAUAAUUAUUCUGAGGAAGAAGAAGAGAGCUACUCUUCAGAACAGGAAGGGAGUGACGAUCCAGUUCACGGACAGUACCUAUAUGAUGAAGAGGAUGAGGUCAGGAAGAAGAAACCUCGACACAAACACACAUCCAAUGCUUCUAUCACCCGACAACCCAACAUUAAGCAGAAGUUUGUAGCUUUGCUGAAGAGGUUUAAAGUUUCAGAAGAGGUUGGGUUUGGUCUGGAGCAUGUGUCUCGAGAGCAGAUUCAGGAGGUGGAGGAAGACCUGGAUGAGCUCUAUGACAGUUUGGAGAUGUACAACCCCAGUGACAGUGGACCAGAGAUGGAGGAGACAGACAGUAUCCUCAGUACUCCUAAACCCAAACUCAGGCCGUUCUUCGAAGGAAUGUCCCAGUCCAGCUCCCAGACGGAGAUUGGCAGUCUCAACAGCAAGGGCAGCCUUCCCAGGGACCCCUUCAGCCCAGGGGAGCAGCCGCCUUCAGACAAAAUGAAACACUCCCGUAGCCGCAACCUAGAGGAGGCGCUGUCCGAGACAGACACCCUGGAGCUGAAUGAUCAGGAGCUGGUUGCUGAGGUGGGCCCCUGCAUUACUGUGUCUGUGGCUGAGAAACCCCGUACACCGCUGAAGAACAGCAAGACUGAGACUCAAACCAUGCCCUCUCCCAGGUUGGAUGGCGGACACACUCCACGUCAGAAGCGCAGUACUCCCAUGAAGGAGCGGCAGCUCUCCAAACCCCUGAGUGAGAGAACCAACAGCUCAGACAGUGAGAGGUCCCCAGAACUGGGCCACAGCACACAGGUCCUGAGGAAGGCUGUGUAUGACCAGCUGAAUCAGAUUCUGUUGUCUGACACUGCUUUACCAGAGAGUCUCAUUCUGGUGAAUGGAACUGACUGGCAGGGCCAGUAUGUUGCAGAGCAGCUGCAGGCUCAAAAGCACCCUGUGGUGUGUACGUGUUCUGGAGCAGAAAUACAGGCUGUGCUCUCAGCUGUCCUCACACGGAUACAGAAAUUCUGUAACUGUAACUCCUCCAUGCCACGGCCAGUGAAGGUGGCAGCAGUGGGCGGGCAGAGUUACCUGGGUGCCAUUCUACAGUUCUUUGUCACUCAACUAGCCAAUAAGACGUCUGACUGGCUGAACCACAUGAGGUUCCUAGUCGUGCCAUUGGGCUCCCACCCUGUUGCUAAGCACCUGGGUGCUCUUGACAACCGAUAUAGUUCAGCUUUCCUGGAUGUCGCAUGGAGAGAGUUAUUCAGCCGUUCAGAACCUCCACAGUCAGACAUUCUGGACGUGGCUGGUCGUAUUGCACAGUAUAUCAGCGGAGCUACACUCACACACCAGCUGCCCAUCGCUGAGGCCAUGCUGACCUGCAAACACAGGACGAGGGAUGAAGAUUCCUACCAGAAGUUCAUCCCAUUCAUUGGGGUGGUGAAAGUGGGAUUGAUCGAGCCAGGCCAGUCGUCAGCAGGAGAUUUAGAAGAGGGUGUGGCUGUAAGUUUAGCUGUCCCCUCCACGUCUCCACCUUCUCACGGCUCUCCUGCCAGUCUCAAAGAGACGGCCACGCCCCCUUCCUCUCCCUCUAUGGGUGGAGUUUUGGCUGUGCAAGGGAGCCCCAGUAUGUCUCACGGAGUGGACGCGAUCGGCCUGCAGGUGGAUUACUGGCUGGCCUCUCUGGCGGAGAAGCGGCGCGAGGGCGAGAGGAGAGACACGGGCUGUAAGAACACGCUGAAGAGCGUCUUCAGGUCGCUGCAGGUCAGCCGACUGCCCGGGAUGGGCGUGGCGGACCCGCAGACGCAGGUCAACACCAUGGCCAUGACGGUGGUCACCAAAGAGAAGAACAAGAAGGUUCCCACGAUCUUCGGGAAGAAACCCAAGGAGAAGGAGGUGGACUCGAAGAGUCAGGUGAUUGAAGGCAUAAGCCGACUCAUCUGUUCCUCUAAGCAACAGCAGACAAUCCUUAAAGUGACCAUAGACGGCGUGGAGUGGAAUGACGUUAAGUUCUUCCAGUUGGCGGCUCAGUGGCCAACGCACGUCAAGUACCUCCCCGUUGGCCUGUUCGGAUACAGCAAACCACCCUCCUAGGACCACGCCCACCCACCCACCCACCCAACUC
This is a messenger RNA of Chanos chanos (milkfish), 2797 nucleotides long. RefSeq names its product phosphofurin acidic cluster sorting protein 1 (gene pacs1b). The record is from RefSeq and is a predicted model, not a curated record. Lineage: Eukaryota; Metazoa; Chordata; Actinopteri; Gonorynchiformes; Chanidae. Gene Ontology annotation, biological process: protein localization to plasma membrane. The coding region runs from base 67 to 2766 and encodes 899 amino acids. The transcript is spliced from 24 exons. Gene Ontology annotation, molecular function: transmembrane transporter binding.